CCGAGCCGUCGGGGCGUAGCCGUGCAGCCAGCGUCCUUGGGCGAGGAAGAUGCUGCCGAUCAGGAAGACCGCGAAACAGGGCAAAAGGGGUAUUCUAGAACGCUUGGAUGCUGGAGAAAUUGUGAUCGGAGAUGGGGGAUUUGUCUUUGCUCUUGAAAAGAGGGGAUAUGUAAAAGCUGGGCCUUGGACUCCUGAAGCAACUGUAGAACAUCCAGAAGCAGUUCGUCAGCUUCACCGAGAAUUCCUCAGAGCUGGAUCCAAUGUUCUGCAGACCUUCACCUUUUAUGCCAGUGAGGACAAACUAGAGAACAGGGGCAAUUAUGUAGCUGAAAAAAUAAGUUGCCACAAAGUGAACGAAGCUGCUUGUGACAUUGCAAGAGAAGUGGCUAAUGAAGGUGAUGCUUUAGUGGCUGGAGGAGUCAGUCAAACACCAUCUUACUUAAGCUGCAAGGAUAAAACUGAGGUUAAAGCAGCCUUUCAAAAGCAGCUGGAAGUCUUUAUGAAGAAGAAUGUGGACUUCUUAAUUGCAGAGUAUUUUGAACAUGUUGAAGAGGCUGUGUGGGCAGUUGAAGUUCUAAAAGAAUCUGGAAAGCCAGUUGCAGCUACAAUGUGCAUUGGUCCAGAAGGAGACAUGCAUGGAGUGUCCCCUGGACAAUGUGCUGUCCAGCUGGUGAAGGCUGGUGCUUCUAUAGUUGGAGUCAACUGCCAUUUUGAUCCAGAAACUUCCAUCGAAACCGUGAGGCUGAUGAAAGAGGGCUUGCAGGCUGCUAAACUGAAAGCCCACCUGAUGUGCCAGCCACUUGCUUUCCAUACUCCUGACUGUGGAAAGCAGGGAUUUAUUGAUCUUCCAGAAUUUCCUUUUGGUCUGGAGCCAAGAAUUGCCACCAGAUGGGACAUUCAAAUAUAUGCAAGAAAAGCAUACGACUUAGGAAUUCGUUUCAUUGGAGGCUGCUGUGGAUUUGAGCCAUAUCAUAUCCGAGCAAUAGCUGAGGAGUUGGCUCCUGAAAGAGGAUUUUUGCCAGAAGCUUCUGAGAAACAUGGUAGCUGGGGUGAUAACCUGAGCAUGCAUACCAAACCCUGGGUCAGAGCAAGGGCAAGAAAAGAAUACUGGGAGAAUCUGAAGCCUGCUUCCGGCAGGCCAUAUUGUCCUUGCAUGUCAAAGCCAGAUGGCUGGGGGGUGACCAGAGGAGCCAAGGAGCUGAUGCAACAGAAAGAAGCAACAACUGAACAACAGCUGAAGGAGCUCUUUCAGAAAAAGAAGUUCUAAUCUGCAGUUAUAUAAAUCUUAAAAUGAUUUAUUUACAGACCAACUCAUGAUCUUAAAGGUCCCUUCCAACCUAGAAAUUCUGUGAUUCUAUGUUUCAGAAGAAAAUCUGUGAAGAUGAGAACUGUAUUGAUUAAUCAGUUAAAAUGUAAGGAAAGAGACAAAAUGAAGAAAAAAAUGUGAUUACAUAGUAAACAUGUCUAACUUUGAUAACAAAAUCCUUCUCUGAAUGAAUAGUUUAGAGAAUACACAGUCAAAAGUAAUUUUGGAUUUUCAUAAUAAUUGAGCUUCUGUUAGCUGA
Onychostruthus taczanowskii (white-rumped snowfinch) is the source of this 1565-nucleotide messenger RNA. Its product is annotated as betaine--homocysteine S-methyltransferase 1. The coding region runs from base 50 to 1267 and encodes 405 amino acids. The transcript has 8 exons. The record is from RefSeq and is a predicted model, not a curated record. Gene Ontology annotation, molecular function: zinc ion binding; betaine-homocysteine S-methyltransferase activity. Lineage: Eukaryota; Metazoa; Chordata; Aves; Passeriformes; Passeridae.